CAGUCACGGCGGAUCGGGGGGGUGGCGGUGGAGGUGAAGUGUUGACAGCGGUUCAGAGGGCAACAACAGCAGCGGCUGCCGCGGAUGUCCGCCUCCGUGCAGGGAGAGGCCGUGAGUCGGGCGUUCAUGGAGAACUGAACCCGUCCUAACGAUGCUCGUUUCUCCGGUACCGCGGUACCUCCUCUGCGUGGGCCUCUGUGUCGGAUUGUGUGGAGCUGCACCCCGCAUCAUCAGUCCCGACGAUGCGCCGCCGAUCUCCACGGCGCCCCGAUCAGACUCCGGAGCCCAGGAGAGCCUGCGCACCGACCAGCCCGGUUCCGAUCCUGGGAGCAGGCUCUCGCCGGGAUCUUUAAGCGGACUCACAGGGACGGCUUCGAGUCCGGACCCGAAAUCAGCCAUAACCAGCAUCGUCGACCCCGAGGCCGGAAUAAUAAUCCCAGCCUCGAAGGAGCGGAGGAGGGACGGACGGACCGGAGCGCGCCGGAGAUCCGUGGAGGCUCAGGCGGCUCUGUUCAGCCCCUACAAGGCGCUGCAGACCGGAACCGGGCUGUCCAUGGUCUCCGAGCGCACCGCGAACGACGCCUGGGCUGCGGACAACGGCGGGGCCCCCGUCACCGCGGCGCAGAGCAGCCAAGAGCGCACGUGUAACUGCAGCAACGGCAGCGAGGGCAUCUCUGACCCGGAGGACUGCGACCCCAGCACGGGUCAAUGUUCCUGCCUGAGCGUCGACACUGGCCUGCAGUGCGAGGACUGCGAAGAGGGCUUCUUCACCAACGGCACCAGCGGCUGCCUGGCCUGCAACUGCGACUCCAUCGGUGCAGUGACUCACCUCUGUGACAGCUCUGGGAUGUGCGAGUGUAAAACGGGGGUGUACGGUCCAAAGUGCGAUGAUUGCCACCCGGGGUUCUUCCGUUUCAGCAGCACAGGCUGUCAGCCCUGUCAGUGCAACAACCACACCAACAACUGCCACCCACAGUCAGGUUGGUGUCUGCUCUGUGAGGGAAACACCCAAGGGCCUAACUGUGAGGACUGCAGGCCCGGUUUCUACCGCCGGCCCGGUGCCGCCCUGAGUGAAGCCUGCUCUCCCUGCCCCUGCUCCAACUCCACCUCCAACGGCACCUGUCACAGCGACUCCAGCGGCUCCGCAGUGUGUGAUGCCUGCCUCCCCCCUUACAGUGGCCCUCACUGCGACAGGUGCAGCGCUGGCUUCUACAAUAAUUCUAGGACGUGUGUCCCGUGUAACUGCAGCGGCAACGCUGACCCCCGGGGGCCAGCCCAGGUCUGCGACCCCGACACCGGUCGCUGUCUUCGCUGCAGCAACGGCACCACCGGAUCCCACUGCCAAUUCUGUGCGCCUGGAUGGGAGGGGGACGCCCUGACGCACAGCUGCACCCAUUCAGUUCUGCCCCUCCUCCCCACCCCAUCAAUCACAGCCGAAGUCCCUACUGCCGGCGCCACUUCUCCCUCCCCUACUAUCAUCCCCACCACAGACAGAGCCGUCCCAGACUCCAGGUCAGGCGGCGACACCAGCACCACCCCCCAGGCCCUCCUGACCAGCCUGAGGAGCCCCGCUGACAACACCACCGCCGCGCUGACAGAGGUGUCCUGGACACAGUUCAACAUCAUCAUCCUGGCCGUCAUCAUCCUGGUGGUCCUGCUGCUGCUUGGCUUUGUGGGGGGGGUGUACACCUAUCGGGAGUACCAGAACCGCAAGCUCAACGCCCCCUUCUGGACCAUUGAGCUGAAGGAGGACAACAUCAGCUUCAGCAGCUACCAUGACAGCAUCCCCAACGCCGACGUGUCCGGUCUCCUGGAGGACGAGGCCGCUGAGGUGGCCCCCAAUGGCCAGCUUGCUCUCACCACACAGGGAAACUGCUACAAGGCCUAGCCCCCACUGAGCCCAGAUCAGACCCAGGUGGAUUCCCCCAGGACCCAGAUCUGCUGGAUCAGAGCUGCUUGGCGGUCCGGCUGACAUUUGUCCUCCUCGUGUGAUUUCUGUCAAACUGUGACGAAAGAUCCAAAGAAGUGGGGCUGCUGAGCCUGCAGAGGGCGCUGCUGCUCAGAUCAUGGAGGCUCAGACUGGCUGGGACAUCUGACCUGUUCAGACUUUGGACACUCACUUUGAUCAGCUGAUCCUGAACUGAGACAAUGAUUGUUAUUUAAAUGAAUUUGUAUUCUGUUAUUUAUUAGGUUUCUGCAGAGAUGCUGCACAUGGAGCGUGUUUUCUCCCACGUCUGAUGAAUGAGCCAGUUUGCUUUCCAGUCCAGUUUGUUUGCUGGGGGGAGGGGGGGGGUCUUAGUGGACGCCUGCUGGCACAAGGGGUCGUGACAUCUCUGCUGCUUCCGGUCACUUGCUGUGUUUGCCGCAGCAGGUGGACCUCAGGAAGUCCCAUCCCCGUUAUAAAGGUGGUUAAGUCUAAUCUGCUCUCUGCUGCCUACCUCAGCACAACAAAGCGCUCUCAUCAAAGCUCAUACGGGUGUGGGGGGGUUAAGUGACUCUCAUGACGAGGCUCUGUUAUGUGCCGACGUUGUCAUGGAGCCUGAUGAGGCUUGGCAGAAGGGGCAGAAGUACAGAAUCCGGGGGCGGUUUUGGCUUUCUGUGUAUCAAUUGUGCCGCUACUUCCUGGGCGUGCUUCUUCCUAUUGUAGUGAAUGAUUGAAAUGGGUUGUCAUGAUUCCUCAGGUACUGUACCUCCCCCUGAUGUGACCACUGUAAAUAUUGUUCUGGUUGAUGUACAGGUGAAUGUGAAUAGCACCGUCAUUGUACUGUCAUUGGUUUGACUGUGUGUGUGCACCAUCACUCAGCAGACUGCAGGUCCUCCACCCUCUAGAGCAGGGGUGUCAAACUCAUUUUCACAGAGGGCCACAUCAGCAUAGCGGCUGUCCUCUAAGGGCCAGAUAUAACUUAUAGAUGUAACUAAAUGUAAUAAAAAAAUAAACGUUAAUGUUAAAUUACUCAUUUAUUUAUUCAUUAUAACUUUUUAAAGUGACAAUUACAGUUGCAUAGAAGACACAUGUUGGCUUGUUUCUCUAGCAUAAAUCCUUUUACAUUUGAUUCUUUCAGGUUAGGUUAUAUGGACAGUGUUUAAGUCCUAAUGUUUAGUUGCCCAAUCCGAUAUUUCAAGUCCAAACCCCCCUAGAUAUGAAUAAAUAACACCAAUUUUCAUUUUUUAUUUUAAGAGAUUAAAAACUUCUAACGCUCUCGCAGGCCACAUAAAAUGACACGGAGGGCCACAUUUGGCCCGCGGGCCUUGAGUUUGACACGUGCUCUAGAGGGUGGUGCUGCCCCCCCAGCGUUUUGCUUUUUUUUUUUCCUUUCUCAUUCUGUCAGAUCUGCAGCGCGAGAAAUUCACGUUUAUAACGACCACAACUCUGAGCUGCACUCCCCAAUAAAACCGGGUUGGACUCUU
This is a messenger RNA of Oryzias latipes (Japanese medaka), 3408 nucleotides long. RefSeq names its product multiple epidermal growth factor-like domains protein 9. Lineage: Eukaryota; Metazoa; Chordata; Actinopteri; Beloniformes; Adrianichthyidae. The record is from RefSeq and is a predicted model, not a curated record. Gene Ontology annotation, biological process: animal organ morphogenesis; tissue development.